Messenger RNA from Syzygium oleosum, 1534 nucleotides. Its product is annotated as protein ABA AND ROS SENSITIVE 1. The transcript is spliced from 8 exons. Bases 139 to 1089 code for a protein of 316 amino acids. Gene Ontology annotation, cellular component: nucleus; spliceosomal complex. The record is from RefSeq and is a predicted model, not a curated record. Gene Ontology annotation, molecular function: zinc ion binding; nucleic acid binding. Lineage: Eukaryota; Viridiplantae; Streptophyta; Magnoliopsida; Myrtales; Myrtaceae. Gene Ontology annotation, biological process: mitotic DNA damage checkpoint signaling; mitotic DNA replication checkpoint signaling; nuclear DNA replication.
GAGCAAGAUGGAGGGCGAAAUCGGGUUGAAGCGUGAAGGAAGAAGCAGUAGGAGAUAGGUUCGGUUGUUUCUUCGAUCGAAGAGAGAAUCGUUGAAACUCUUCAUCAUCGACACGCAGAUUUUCGUAGCUGCGAGAAGAUGGACGCUCAAGCGAGGAACAAGGCGUUGUUUCGGGCCAAAUUGAGCGCGUUGAAGAAGGCCAAACGCAUCGAUUCCCCUCUUGUCAGGUACAAUGAAUCUGAUCAACCUGUUUGUAGGGUCUGUGACAUUGUUCUGAAGUCUGAUUCCCACUGGGAUGCACACCAAGCUUCUCGUAAACAUCAUGAGGCAAUUUCCAAUUUAAAAGCAAGUGCAGCUGGAUCAACAGGGAAUACCAAUAAAAAGUCGGACCCGGCCUCCGAAUUGCGGAAACCUCCACCUGAACCUUCUAAGGAGCUGCAGGGAAACCAAAAUGAAUCCUCAAGAGCAAUGCCUAAACCCAAAUCAUCCUCCGGACUUCCUCCAAAUUUUUUCGACAAUGAUUUUCAGAAGAGUAAAGCUGGGAAUUCUACUCGACCUCAAGUUGAUACUUCAGUGGAAAUGCAGAACAAUAUGAAUGGAUUGCCUUCUGAUGAUGUUCUAGCAACAAGAAGCGGUCAGUCAUCUAGGGAGGACAUCCAGACGGUAGAAACAAUGACGGGUCCUGAAAUGAAGCAAGCAAAAGGAGCACUCCCUGAAGGUUUCUUUGAUAGCAAGGAGGCUGAUUUACGCGCUCGUGGCAUCAAGCCAGUUAAGAUAGAUGUGAAAGACGAAUACAAAGAAUUCGAAAAGUUGAUUCAGGAGGACUUGCGGGAGGUGGAUGAUAGGCUGGAAGAAGAGGAGAUUGAUGCAGCUGAGAUGAUAGAAGAGGCAGAAUCUGUAGAGCAAAAGGUUUACACGGGAAGAGUGGAGAUAUUACGGAAGAAGAAGCUGGAGUUGAAGGCUGCUAGGUCUGCAAAACGUAUGAAAGGUUCUGAAGAAGUCAGCGAGGAGUCUGGACAAGAAGAGUCAUCAAGUGAUGAUGAUUCUGAAGAGAACUUUGCAGUUGAUUGGAGGGCUCAACAUCUCUAAUAAUACUGAUAUUGCUCGAUCGAAAUGAUAAAUGAGUCAGAUAAUCUUAAGGGGUAGCAACAGUUCCACAGAGCCAAUCAGAAUGCAAUGGUCGAGGUGGAAGGCGAAUAGUAAGUUCAUUCAAAAAAGCCUCAACUUCCUUUACCAGGCAGACAGAAUCGUCAGAUAGGUUUGGGUUUGGGAUUGCCAGAAAAGUUUUUGUGACGACAAUUUGUUGAGUUGGAUGAACUUGAACGUAACUUUCUUUGUAGAUGAUUUCACUAACAACCUCUGUGGAUUAAAUAUGGUGAUGUGAUUCAUCCUGUCCAUAUUGUUAGGUUUCAAAUUGAGGGAGGAAAAGUUGUUCAGAGUGUAAACGAUAUGCAAUGAUAGUGCAGCUAUUACGUCCUAGCCUUCGAUCUUUUGCUUACAUUCAACGAAGGUCACUCUGAUUUCAAGUUUUUCA